Sphenostylis stenocarpa is the source of this 1002-nucleotide messenger RNA. Lineage: Eukaryota; Viridiplantae; Streptophyta; Magnoliopsida; Fabales; Fabaceae. The record is from the annotation of a GenBank genome assembly.
AUGAAAACCAAGUCAACGCUCCUUGUUGUGUUCCUCUUGGCCCUGUUCCUCGGUCAUGUCACGGGUCACGGAGGAGGUGGUGAUUCUCCCGCCGGUGAUUCCAACAGCGUAGACUUGCAUUCGAAGGGUCUGAUCCUCGUCAAAGUAUGGUGUUUGAUCAUCUUCUUUGUGAGCACUUUCGCUGGUGGGGUGUCUCCAUACUUCUUGCGAUGGAACGAGACUUUUCUUCUUUUGGGGACUCAGUUCGCUGCUGGGGUUUUCUUGGGAACCUCUUUGAUGCAUUUCUUGGCCGAUGCUAAUAGCACCUUCCUUGACCUCACCACAAAAUCUUACCCUUUUGCCUUCAUGCUCGCUGCAUCUGGGUACGUUCUCACCAUGCUUGGUGACUGCGUUAUCGUCUUUGUCACCAGCAAUAGCAAGAGGGAGGCCAAAGUGUUGGAACUGGAAGGUGGGACUACACCCCAAGAACAUGACCAAGUUACAGAUCACAGUGCAGCGCACACAACAAACCCUAUGUUGUUGAAGACUUUUUCUGUGGGAGACACCAUUCUUCUCAUCCUUGCACUGUGUUUCCAUUCAGUUUUUGAAGGCAUUGCAAUUGGAGUUGCAGGUACUAAAGCGGAUGCAUGGAAGAACUUAUGGACAAUAUCCUUACACAAGAUAUUUGCUGCUAUCGGAAUGGGAAUUGCUUUGCUAAGGAUGUUACCUAAGAGACCCUUGGUAACAACGGCAGCAUAUUCUUUCGCCUUUGCCAUCUCAAGCCCCAUUGGUGUGGGGAUUGGCAUUGCCAUAGACUCCACAACACAAGGACGCACCGCAGAUUGGAUAUUUGCUAUAUCAAUGAGUAUUGCUUGUGGGGUCUUCAUCUAUGUUGCCAUCAAUCAUUUAAUAUCCAAAGGCUUCAUACCGCACCAAGCAACACGUUUCGACACUCCCUGGUUUAGGUUUCUCGCUGUGCUUUCUGGUGUAGCUGUUAUUGCAGUUGUCAUGAUCUGGGACUGA